AUGAGGGGUCCUUCAGAAACAGGUCUAAGUAAGGCAAGAAAGAAGAGUAAUGCAAAAAACUAUCCUUCACAAGCAGGUCCAAGCACUCCAGCUCCAAGUACUCCAACACACGUGAAUCAAGACCCUAUGACUCAAGAGCCUGUGAUUCAAGAGAAUGUCCCUGUGAAUCAAGAGCAUGUGAAUCAAGAUCCUGUAAAUGAAGUACCUGUCAACCAAGAUCCCGUGAAUCUAAUACUUGUUAACCAAGUGCAUGUGAAUCUUGGUGUUAGAGUGCCUAAGAGUCUUGGUGUUAGAGCAAGUAAGCGUUCAGAGAGAAUAAACAAGAUACAAAUCAGUAAGCAGGUUGUUCGAAAGGAUGGCAAAGGAGUGACUGAGGACAACCGAGUUACUUUAGAAUGA
Molecule: messenger RNA, 399 nt
Organism: Lactuca virosa
Lineage: Eukaryota; Viridiplantae; Streptophyta; Magnoliopsida; Asterales; Asteraceae
Source: the annotation of a GenBank genome assembly